AUGACGAGUAAAGUAGUAGCAGCAGCUUCUGCUGCGUUUCUUUCACGCACUAACGAAUUGGGUAAUCUUCAACAAUCAUGUAUUCGGAUUCUCUCCUUUUGCGAAUCCAAGUCAUCGCGCAUUGGUUUACACAUCCACUGCCCUGUAAUCAAGUUUGGUCUUUUAGAUAAUCUCGACUUAUGCAACAAUCUUUUGAGUCUUUACUUGAAAACCGAUUGUAUAUGGAAUGCACGUAAGCUGUUCGAUGAAAUGUCGCCUAGAAAUGUUUUUGCUUGGACAGUUGUGAUCUCUGCUUAUACCAAGAGCCGAGAGUUUGUGUCAGCGCUUUCGCUGUUUGGAGAAAUGAUGGCUUCGGGAACACGACCGAGUGAAUUCACAUUUUCCUCGGUGAUAAGAUCUUGUGUUGGUUUAAGAGAUCUUAGUUACGGAGCUCGAGUUCAUGGUUCUGUUAUAAAGACAGGGUUUGAGGGGAACUCGGUUAUAGGAAGCAGCUUGACUGAUCUGUAUUCUAAGUGUGGGCAACUUAAGGAAGCUCGUGAACUCUUUAGUUCUCUUCAGAACCGGGAUACUAUCUCGUGGACUAUGAUGAUAUCUUCUUUAGUUGAAGCUCGUAAAUGGAGAGAGGCGUUGCAUUUGUAUUCUGACAUGAUUAAAGUUGGUGUUUCUCCUAACGAGUUUACCUUUGUUAAGCUUUUAGGUGCCUCUUCCUUUCUCGGUUUGGAGUUUGGUAAGAUAAUUCAUAGCAACAUAAUCGUUAGGGGAAUUCCACCAAAUGUGGUAUUGAAGACUUCUCUGGUUGAUUUCUACUCGAGGUUCUCUAAAAAGGAAGAUUCUUUGAAGGUUUUGAAUUCAACUGGAGAACAGGAUGUGUUUCUGUGGACCUCUGUGGUAUCAGGGUUUGUAAGAAACUUGAAAGCCACAGAAGCUAUUGGUACGUUUCUUGAGAUGCGAGAUUCUGGUUUUCAGCCGAAUAACUUCACAUACUCUGCAAUACUGAGCUUGUGUUCAUCAGUCCGGUCGCUAGACUUAGGCAAGCAGAUUCACUCACUAAUGAUUAAGGUUGGCUUGGAGGAAAACACUGAUGUCGGAAAUGCACUUGUAGAUAUGUAUAUGAAGUGCUCGGCAUCAGAAGUAGAAGCUUUUGGAGUCUUUGCAGCAAUGAUCUCACCAAACGUCAUCUCUUGGACAACAUUAAUCUUAGGUCUUGUUGAUCACGGGUUAAAGCAAGAUUGUUUGGGACUGUUGAUGGAGAUGGUAACGCAAGGGGUAGAACCUAAUGUAGUUACUCUCUCUGGUGUUCUCCGAGCCUGCAGAAAAUUGAAGUCUAUAAGACAUGUAGUAGAGAUCCAUGGAUAUCUACUCAGAAGACACGUAGAUGGUGAAUUAAUAGUAGGGAAUUCACUAGUUGAUGCAUAUGCCAGCUUGAGUAAGGUGGAAUAUGCCUGGAAAGCGACUCGGUUGACGGACAGGAGAGAUGCUAUCACCUACACGAGCUUGGUGACGAGGUUUAACGAGUUGGGCAAGUACGAAAUGGCACUAAGCGUCAUCAUUCAUAUGUGUGCAGAUGGAAUCCGAAUGGAUCCUGUUAGCAUAACCGGGUUUAUCUCAGCGUCAGCCAACUUGGGCGCUCUUGAAACUGGGAAACAUCUUCAUUGUUACUCAGAAAAAUCCGGGUUUUCUAGCUCGGUUUCGGUUUCAAAUAGUCUUCUUGACAUGUACGGUAAAUGUGGUCUCUUGGAACAUGCAAAGAAAGUUUUCGAAGAAAUAGCUAUUCCUGAUGUGGUUUCCUGGAAUGGAGUGAUAUCUGCUUUGGCAUCAAACGGUUGUAUUUCAUCUGCUCUGUCUGCAUUUGAAGAGAUGCGGAUGAAAGGAUUCGAGCCCGAUUCAGUAACGUUCCUGAUAUUGCUCUCUGCUUGUAGUAAUGGAAGAUUAACAGAGAUGGGCCUUGAGUAUUUUCAAUCAAUGACGGAGAUUCAUAACAUUGAGCCACAGAUAGAUCACUAUGUUCAUCUAGUUGGUAUCUUAGGUCGUGCUGCGCGCCUAGAGGAAGCAACAGGAGUUGUAGAGACAAUGCAGUUAAGACCAAAUGCAUUGAUCUUCAAAACAUUGCUAAGAGCUUGUAGAUACCAUGGAAAUCUGGCCUUAGGAGAAGAUAUGGCUAACAAAGGCUUAGCACUUGCACCAUUUGAUCCAGCCUUCUACAUUCUUUUGGCUGACUUAUACGAUGAAUGUGGAAAACCAGAGUUGGCCCAAAAGACUAGAAAUUUGAUGAGUGAGAAGGGUUUGAUUAAGAAGGUAAGCAAGAGCACUGUGGAAGUUAAUGGAAAAAUUAACAGCUUUGUCAGUGAGGAUGCUACUACUGUGGAGAAAACGACUGGGAUUCACGCAGAGAUAGAAUCUAUAAAGGAAGAGAUCAAAAGGUUUGGUUCUCCGUACCGAGGUAAUGAAAACGCAAGCUUUCACAGUGCAAAACAAGCUGUUGUAUAUGGUUUUAUAUAUGCGUCACCACAAGCUCCUAUUCAUGUUGUUAAGAACAAAAUCCUGUGUAAGGACUGCCAUGAUUUUGUCUCCAUCUUGACCAGAUUAGUCGAUAAGAAAAUAACUGUAAGAGAUGGGAAUCAGGUACAUAUUUUUAGGAAUGGCGAAUGUUCUUGCAAAAGGGAAGAAACAACAUUUGUAUUAUCAUAGGUUUUUAAUAAGAAUGAUAAAACAUUUGCGAAAAGCGUACAACAUUGUUGUAGUUUUGAAAGUUAUUAAGCAUUUUAUUCA
Messenger RNA from Capsella rubella, 2769 nucleotides. RefSeq names its product pentatricopeptide repeat-containing protein At5g52850, chloroplastic. The record is from RefSeq and is a predicted model, not a curated record. Gene Ontology annotation, biological process: RNA modification. Lineage: Eukaryota; Viridiplantae; Streptophyta; Magnoliopsida; Brassicales; Brassicaceae. Bases 1 to 2688 code for a protein of 895 amino acids. Gene Ontology annotation, molecular function: zinc ion binding; RNA binding; protein binding. The transcript has a single exon.